Messenger RNA from Dermacentor albipictus, 6792 nucleotides. RefSeq lists its product as uncharacterized. NCBI's taxonomy places the organism in Eukaryota, Metazoa, Arthropoda, Arachnida, Ixodida, Ixodidae. The record is from RefSeq and is a predicted model, not a curated record.
AACCAUGUGCUACUGUUUAUGAUGCUCGCCGCCCGUUCCCGUUGCUGCGACGAUGUAACGAAACCGAAGGCAUCGCCGUUCCUUGCAACAGUUGUGACCUUUGCAAAAACUCGGUUUACCUUGUGUGGAAGUGAGUGCUGUAACGGCGUCAUAAAUAUUGUCCUUCAGUCGAAGAUGGCGCCGAAGAAUGCUUAUUCAUGUCUAUUUAGGCUUCCCACAUUACCUGAGGACGGACUGUAUAAAGUGCAGUGGUAGGGCUGGCUUGCUUCGAUUUUCGUCGCCUGUUGUGCUCUGGGGCUUCUUCAAAUUGCCAAAAAUCGGGGCCACUGGAUCCAAAGAAUGGCUCUAAAGAAUUUUCGGACUCCACCGGGACCCGCUUUAUAAAUGAAAAGGCGGCGCAGACUGCUUCCCUCCCACCCCUCCGUCGUGAAAAAUGCUUUCCACUCGCAAUGGCUCUGAUAGCAAGGGUGCCAUGAAUCAGGAGCUGUCCAUAGCACCCGUGUCUUGCCAUCGCUGCUUCCUGGCCAAGUCUUCCAAGGACCACGUUGUUGUGGUGCCCUCUGGUGGAGCCAACCAGGAAUACCAUAGAUUGAUCCCUGCCCUUUUUCGGGAUGUGUCUACCAUUUCUACAAAGUCACUGCUCAAGCUCGUUCAAGAGCUGUCCAACUCGCUGACGGAGCACAGCCUACUGAUGCGCCUGGUGGGGACGCCCAAGGACGGCCUCCUUCAACGGAGCCGCAUGUGUACUCUGCAAUGCCGCUGCUGCCAGAUGGCACACUGCCUGAAGGCACAUUUUGUGGAUGUUUUCCGUGGGAUGGAAACCUUGUCACAGCCUGACGUUGUGGAGCUGGGCAAGUCCCUGCGCAUCUACAUGGCCUGCUUGCACUCCAUGGAGCAAGAGCUUCUCCAGACUGCCCACCUGUUCCAGCUGUUCCCCUUGCACUCCACCCCAGAUGGUUCGGUGAAAGCUCAGUUUGUGCACACGGGGACUACUGGUGGCAUGGAGCAGAUGUUCAGUGCUGUUUGUGAGUCCCUGAUGUUGUCCACGGCUGACAAGUACCGGCAAGAACGGGAAAGCUGGAAGCAGCUGGCAAAGCUUACGAUGGACAUACGUGCACUCAGUGAUUCGUUGCAUACGGAUGCGGUUCUAGGCUCCAUGGUUGACUAUGUCAUCUUUAAUCCAGAUGACAAACUGUCGAAAACUCACCCACCCAGUGAAAUGGCGCAGUCCAACAACCUGAGGCUGCUUGGGCCUGCCUCUGCCACCAGUUCUGAAGAGAAUCUGGUGGCCAAGAAGAAGCGUCCUUGCCAGCUUGCCUGCCUCGUCUCGUUCAUCUUGCUCAUCGUCUGCAUUGCUGUGGCUGCCAUCGUCUUCUUUCUUGUCUUCUCGUAGCCUUGACUGUGGCAUCGCAGCUCUCCAGCACCUGUCCACUGAGCCUAUCUCUGUUUUCUUCCACCCUUUUUCAACUGCACCUGUAGAAACGUUAUUCCAUUUUCCUCUAUUUGCUCACUUCAGCUGUUCCGUCAAAGUGUACUCCUCUAUACAGACAUUGUCUGGAGGUUUCCUCCCUGAGGCACUGUUGUAGAUAGAUGCGUGCGCGCAUGUGCUGUUGAUGUGGAAGCACAGGAAGAGAUCAUUGCAGAGGAUGGUUGAUGGAGGCACUUAUGCAUCUCUAUGCUCGCUUCUCAUCAUCCCUAAGCCUUCUUUCCUCUUCUGUUUGUACAAAGGACAUCUGCUCAACAAAAACUCAGUCAAUAAGAGGAAAGUCUUACCCACUUUAGUGCUGACCCUAAAUGCAGUAUGGCCAAUGUGACCUGGAAAAGGUAAAGAAAGUGGCUUGUACUUUUUCUUUUCUGCCUCUAUGUUAGUUUCUUGUAUACCAUAUGUGUAUAUAUAUAAAAGAGGCUAGCAUUUUUUAACUUUUAUUUUCAUUUCGUUCCAGUAGUAGCCACACACUGGCAAUUCCCAGGAGUACUAGUUCCUGUUUAUGUAAGCUUUUGUAUUGUUUGCUUUGCUCUCAGCAUUUACGAAGCAAUGGUAGGCUGUAAUGAAGAAAAAAAAUUCAAGAUUUCUAAACAAAAAAAGUAUGCAUUUUCAGGACACACAGGAGAGAUUUAUUAUUCAUACAUUUUGUGCCAGAUUGCAUAAGUUAUCUACUUAAAUAUCAAAGCAGCACUUAUUUUUAUACAUAUUUUUUUUUUCUGUGGAGGCGUCAUAUUGACAUGGAAGACCUGUGACCUGACCUUUCGUUGAGCAGGGGAUACACCGUGUGUUACCUUCCUUCACUUUAUCAUGUGACUAUUGCUUAACAAAUUAUAUAUAUAUAUAUAUAUAAAAGACUAAAAGGAAUUUAGAUGACAGAGAAAGAUAACCUAAAAUGAACUUACAAUAUUUUCUUAGCUCACCGUCUUUUCUCAGAGCUUCGUGCGCUGUGACCUCCUGUUUGGGCCACACGUGCUCUGCAGGUAUCAAUUUGCUGUUCUUUCGAUAUAGAUGGCCCUUUGGUCUUCAGAGAGAUGCAGUCUAUUUAUGAAGACACAACAUUAGUAAUAGAGGAAGGCAGGAGAUUGCAAAAUAUGUCUAUACUGCUUGACAAGGAUUUAUGCUUAGGAAAGUGCACAUGCUUGAACAGGGAGGUCAACAUAUUUCACAUACAUAUUUAUAUAAUAUAGUCACCUUUACUGAUGCAUUCUCACAUCAGUUUGGUUUAAACAUGUUUAAGCCAUAGCUGCACUGAGGUAAGCAUCCCUGCUGCCAUGCUCACUCUCGGUAAUGGUUCAGGCACAACACUUUCUUUGGUGUUUGCAGAGUGCACUGCUUCUGCUAGUUAGGACUAUUGAGGGCCUCAUAACUACGCGUCGUUUCUCACAGGGAGAAGCCUAUGGUAUAUACUGGCUUCUAAACCUGGGGAAUAGUCCAAGAUCUCACUCUGAAUAGAUACAUACGAUUGCGUCGAGCUAGCAGCUUCAAGGCAUAGAAAAUAGUCUUGCUCCUAGGAUUCCAGAAAGUGUAUUUCGAAUGGUCACAGUAGGCACAUAGGGGCAGUGCUUUGUCUUUCUAUUGCCUGGCUAACACGCUAUGAAGGAGCUGCUGUUUCUUCUCUUAACUCCUGUAAACUCCUGUAAAUCGAAAAUGCAUCAGAUCAUAGCUCUCACAUCUAUGGACAAGCAGUAUGGUUUGGUAUAGUGCGUACUUGCACUGAUCAAGUUAGAAAGCUGGUAGUUGGCAAUAUACCAUUUUUAUGACCUUAUUAUAGGCUACCUAUGAUGAGUUUGAAGCAAGUCCAGAUAAAUCGUAAAUUCUUGUUUUUUAGAGGGCAGAGUCAAAAGUCAGUUGAGAUUAGAUGCUGUUCAUUUGAUGUCUGAAUAUUGACUCUUGUUCCUUGUCAUGAGGUUCAUAAAGACACACCCACAAGUUUUCUUAGUGCAUGUUUCUGAAUAUUCCCACUUUAUGUGCUUAUGAUAAGACUAACGUGAUAGCUGUGGCUAUAGUUCUGUUUGCAUGUAGAUUUAACUUUAUUGGGGAUGUUUUAGUAAGGUAAUAACAUUUGUGAAUUAGUUGUGAAGAAAAUGUGGCUGUGUAUUAUGGAGUCUGACGGGGACAAAAAGUUGUUAUGGCUUAUCUUUUUUUUAUACAUAAAUAGUUUUUGUUAACGUAGUGCAAUGAAACAUUGGCAAACAUUUCAUGCCCUGCAGAAUUUCUGUCCAUAGGUGAAAUGAAAAAAAUUCUUUGACUGAUAUGCUCAUUCCCUUAUGUUAUGAGUGCCUGUAUUUUAAAAGCCACACCCUUCGUUGAAGUAGAAAACAACACUGAACAUUUUCUUAGUAUUUUGUUUGUAUGCUCUGUAUAAGAAGGUAUUGACCAGCUCUGGAUCGUGUACCCAACGCUAAUGAACCUGCCUAUGUUUGGUUCCUUGUGAUAUACAUGAUACUAUGUGUUGCUACAAAGUAUUUUCCUUCCAUGGCCAUGCACGCAGUGCUGAUGGUCUUGUUGGCUAGUAGUUUCAGAGGAGUGGGCAGCUGCUGUGUGUGUUUCUCACAGAGGUGCCCCUUGUGUUGCAAGGCUCAUCAUACUUUUGCUGCUUUGCAAUUUUAUCUUGGCAAUCUGUAUGCGCAGUUGGUUUCGUUGUUGGAGCGCCAAAGCCUGUGUACCUGCAAUCUCGAGAACAGUGUCCUCCAUAACUUUUGUGCCCUCUUCCCUCAAGAUUUUUUUCUCUCAUGGAAGUGUAGGUUGAAGUUGUGGUUCAGCUGCUUCUCACAGCACACUGGUUACCACCAUCUUGAAAACUUUUUGUCAUCUGUUCCCUCUCCUAGCUUCAUUCUUGCUCUACUGGUAUUUACUGGUCUUUACUGGUCUUUCUUCUCAGAUGCCUUCCUGUGUUGUCAAGGAAGCUUUGUACAUAAAGAGCUGUAUAGCAGUUGUAGGCAUUAUUAUAGUGUGCAUAUAGCGUACAGUCUUCCUUCAGAAAAUAGAACCUGUACAACCUGUACAAUAGUAAAUACAAAUAUUAUAUAUAUAGAUGUAUAUAUAUAUGUAUGUAUAUUGGUAUGUAUGUACAUGGUGUUUUCUUAUUUUCUGACAUUCACCUGCUGCCAAAGGAGAGUGACAGCUUCGUUAGUGUAUCAUUUUAUGCUAACAUCUUAUUCCUGGGCAUGUCAGAACAUGAAGGGAGUGGGUAUGACUGUUUUACUAGGUUGAUUAUUCUUGCUUCUUGGCUUGUGCAUUGUGGCUGUCAUUUUAUACUGCCAUCAUCCAAAAGGCUAUAUCUAAAUGGCUGUGCUCUUGAAGAAAUGCUGCGUUUCAAAACACACUACUUUCUAGAUGUCACAUGUUUGCUUUACAGCAAUGAUGCAGAAUACUGGAAUGGUCUGAACCCAUGGGAACAAGACAGACAAGUGCCAGUGUGGAAGUUUUUUUGCGCCUUCCUACAUUCUUAGUCACUUUCACAUCAUUUUAAUAUUAAAAUUAACUGUACCAACCAUUCUGCUUGUUAGCCAAGCUACAGCAGUGCAGGGGAUUCACAUUUCUUUGAGUGAAAAUAUUUGAAAUGUUACUGGGGCCCCUAUUACAUCAAUAUUGGCACUGCAGUUUGUGAGUUUACUAUUAUUUGGUAAGCUAUGUGGGCUCCGUGUUGCCAUGUCAGUUUCUAAUGCAGUUUUAUGGCAGUAAAAUUGCAACACAUUUGUGCUUGUUGCUCACGAAUGUAUUGCACGAUUACAGCUAACUAAAACUGCAAUGAGAGAUGCAUCACAUACAUAGACUUCCUAUCAUGCCAAAUUUAAAUAACGCUAUAGAAUCUUUACGAUGAAGCAGCAGAAUUGCAUUCGAAGUUCUAAUUUAUGCAGUAAGAAAACCUGGCAUAGCAGCCAGUUGAUUUUUUGGACAUGUGUGUGAUGUAAAAUGUGCCCAAAUAAGCUGGCAGUGCUAUAAAAUGAAUUUAAUGGCUUUAAAAAAAGUAAUUUCAUCUCCUUUUGAAACGUCAGCAGAAUGGAAUGCUUGUUAUUAGACUUUUGCUCAAUCUUGCACUUUAGUGCAAUAAUAUCAUCUACUUUACAUUCUGAGAUAGCUGUACAUCUUCUGUUAGCCCAAUACCAACUGCUCGAUGUGUGUUGCAUCUUGUCACUAGUGGCAACGUUGGCAGUCCAGGGUUAUGUCAUGUUGCGUGAAUUCAGUUUGGAUCUUUCUGCCUGCAUACAAGCUUCUACCAUUAUGGUCUGUAAGCACACAGGCAAACUUGUUAAAAGGAUAGGCAUGCUGUAAUGGUUGCUGGCAAGUUGACUGCAGAUCCGCUGGGUGCUUCUUAUGUCAAUCGAGCCCACCGCCAAGAUUUCUUGCAUGAUUGCCCAUGGGGCAUACUGCAGCACUGAAAGUGCACCAUGGGAAUAGCUGUCGUGAGCUGACAUGCUUACCCUGACAAAACUGUCUGCUGACUUGCCAAGCUUGGAUGUGACCUAUGAAAACAGCAGCACAAAAUGAAGUUGAUGUUAUCGAUCAAACUUAAAUACUUGCAUGUCUUCUUUGUGGGAUGAGCUACUUUCAUCUUUCUCCAUGACCACACCAUUUCUACCACCACAUUUUGUGAACAAAUUUGCUGCCCGACAUCAAUUUGUGUCAAUUGUAGUGGUAUGGAACAUUACUCGGUCAAAUUUGUUGCAUAAUACGAAAUAUACUGUGCCUAAGAAAAGUAUAUGACGUUGUAUCAAUUUGAAGCUUUUGUGUCACUGAGGCUCUACUAAAAGAGAUCUUGAACAUUUUGAUGCACACAUUUUUCUUAUACUGUAGUACUAAAAUUUCUCAUUUCGGUUUCUGGUAAAAAUUUCAAAUGGAUAGUAUGAUGAUUGUGACAUUGUGCGUAACAGUGAUUGUGGUCGUUUUGACCUACAGACCUCCAUGGUUGCAAAUCCUAAGGACCCUUAGAAAUAUUUCCACAAUACACACUGCCCAACAAAAUGUGGAGCUUCGGACUUGAACAUAAAUAAUUUUGUGCUACUGUUUUUUGCUAUUUGUAACAGCUUGAAUGAACAGCCAAGUGCUCCAGAUGUAUGAAGAGACCUCAGAAAUCAUGCAGUCAUCGGAUACACUCUGAGCUUAUUCAAUACAUUUGCAUGAGCAUAGCAGGACAGGGACUGUAAUGACGUAGCUGUCUUUUUGGUGCUUCAAAAAUAUAACAGGUGGUUAUGAUUGUUAAAUGAUCUGAUGCUACUUGUAACGAUCAGAUUCAAGGGCUUAAAGUGGCCCUUAACCACUUUUUAUCGAAGUCGAGAAAUGCAUUUGAAUUUAAAUUAGACUAU